Messenger RNA from Pyricularia grisea, 4321 nucleotides. RefSeq lists its product as uncharacterized. The record is from RefSeq and is a predicted model, not a curated record. The transcript is spliced from 3 exons. The coding region runs from base 571 to 3624 and encodes 1017 amino acids. Gene Ontology annotation, cellular component: nucleus; chromatin. NCBI's taxonomy places the organism in Eukaryota, Fungi, Ascomycota, Sordariomycetes, Magnaporthales, Pyriculariaceae. Gene Ontology annotation, molecular function: histone H3K36 methyltransferase activity; protein binding. Gene Ontology annotation, biological process: regulation of DNA-templated transcription.
CCGCUUUUUACUACGGACUAACUCAACUCGACUACCCCUAAAUAAAAAUAAACACAAUAAAAUAAGGCAACUCCCAACCACGACGCGGAACCUUCGCUUUUUGUCCACCAACCAACCAACCAACCAAUCAACCCACCCCCAAAAGAGCCACGGCGAAACCGACCGUCGUCGCUUGUAACGACAAAAAGAUGCUGCAUUGACCCGUGUUGGCACUGCAACUGCUGAACCGAUUUUUUCUUCUUUUCGUCUUUCUCUUUUCUAAUUCCCCUUGAGCUUGGAUUUAGCACUGCAUAGGCGCUUUAAUUGUUUCUUGCUGGUCGCUACACAUUUUUUUUUUCUUUCUUUGACCAGGUCAUUCCUUCCCUCAUACCUUGACGUUUCCGCCCCAAUCUCUCCACUCCCUUAAACACAAAUCCCGCCAAGACAACUUGUCGCGUUUGUGACACUCGUCCUUUUUCCCAUCUUCCACCAUUCGAUUCUUACAUCUAGACGCGUCAUUUACCUUUUUCUUACCGACGUAUUUCAACUUGAUUCGAUUCGAUUUGGCUCGUGCGCGUUUCGCCCGCCGUCAUGGCUGCUGACAUGGCCGCGCUUCCUUCCGAUUCGAGCUUCGUUGGCGGCUUGCCCACAGACUCGAGCUCGAAUCCCGCGUCCUUCAGCUCAACACCCCCGACCAGCAUCUCCGACAGCGGCGACCUCGCCAACGACACCCCAAAGCCCGCGAUCGAGUCUGUCAUUGCUCGGCUCGAGCAGCCUGAUGCUGUUAUAGUAGCAGUCUCUUGUGCUGAUGCCCCAGGCGCUGACACGGAUCUGACAUUGCCUUCCGAGACCUCCCGAACUGAGCCGUCCCACGAGGAUAACACUCCAACGCGCCCGCGCCGCUCUCGGCACUCGGAACCCGUCAUAUAUAAUCUUGUAAAACUGAGUGGAACCGCGCACCACGGAAAUCGCCGAUCAAAAGGGGACAAUGUCGUGGACAGGAGGAGGCGUACCACCGCUGGCGCGUCCCUGACAGGGGACGGCAACCAUGGUUCAGAAGAGAGCUCGGAAAAACCAGGUGAAUUGGUACAGGAUGGUAUUGAGGCCCUCGAUAUGGAUUGGUCUGUUGACCAGAUUCCCACACCAAAGAGCGCUCGCUCGCUGCGCGCCAAACAACCUCCACCAAAACCUCAACCCUCGGGCAACAAGAUCAAGACAUUUGCGCGUGCUUUCAGCACAUCUGUUCUCUCACGGAGGUCAACACGUCUCUCAGGCCCUGUUUCCGGCAGUUUGACUGAGCAGUUGGCGUCCAUGAAACCCCGCGCGCGCAAGUCUUUUGAGCAGUCCCACUCCAUGGCCCGGGAGCUCAUGCGGCUGGCGGACACGAAAGAAUUCGCAAAGGUGGAGGAGAAGCCGGUUAUCACAAGUAUCUGGGCAAACGGAAAGUACUACGAGUCGGUCGAGGCUGCUGAUGCUGCCAAAGCUGCCGCUGAUGCGGUUUUCAGGGGCAAGGCAAAUCUUGUGACCGUGACCAAGGGAGAACAAUCCGAGGCCGCGGCGGCGCAGGUGGACCGGAAAGCAUCGGAAGCCGCCGACGAUGACUCAAAGGUCCAAGCUGAAGAUGAGGAAGCUGCCCCCGAAGGUCCCCCAACAUUGCCCCCUCCGAAACGCCAGAAAAAGUGGCUAGACAAGGGUCUUUAUGCCGGGCAGACAGUUGAAGAUAUCACCAAGACCCUCACAAAGGAAGAGAAGAACGCCUUGGCCAAGAUCCCAUUCCUCGAAAAGCCCGCCCCAAAGAAUAAGGCUUUGCCAUUGCCCAUGUACAAUGGUCUCCGCACUUUGAUGAAGGGGAGGGACUUUAAACUACCAUACGACGUUUGCCACCCUUUGGCGGAUCAGCCAAAGCCUAAAGAGUGGCGUAAAAUAACCAAGAGUCGUUUCGUUGGAGAAUCUUUAUCUCUAUGGAAAAAGAAUUACUACUUCGACGAUCGCUCUACAUGCGUAUGUACUAAGGAUGAUGGUUGCGGAGAGGACUGCCUCAACCGCUCAGUCUUGUACGAGUGCAACGACACAAACUGCAACGUAGGCCGCGAGCACUGCCAAAACCGGGCCUUCCAGGACUUGCAGGACCGUACCAAGAAGGGCGGCAGCUAUCGCGUGGGCGUCGAAGUUGUCCACACAGGCCCUCGAGGCUUUGGUGUACGGGCCAGCAGGUGUUUUGAGCCUGGACAGAUCAUUAUGGAGUACGCCGGCGAAAUCAUAACUGAGGAGGAAUGUGAGCGCCGCAUGAAUGAGGUCUACAAGGACAAUGAGGCAUACUAUCUCAUGUCGUUUGACCAAAACAUGAUCUUGGAUGCUACUACUGGCAGCAUUGCAAGAUUUGUGAAUCAUUCAUGCUCACCCAACUGUAGAAUGAUUAAAUGGAUUGUCUGCGGGAAGCCCAGGAUGGCCCUCUUCGCUGGCGACAAUCCCAUCAUGACAGGCGAGGAGCUGACUUACGACUACAAUUUCGACCCAUUCUCUGCUAAGAACGUCCAGAAGUGCUUGUGCGGCAGUGAUAACUGCCGUGGUGUUCUGGGACCCCGAACCCGUAACGACAACACGGCCAAGGCCAACGGAGCCGGAAAGGGGAAGAACUCACCACCUUCUAAGAAGCAGACGGUGAAGGCCACCGUCAAGGCAAGCAAACGCAAGCUUAAGGAGCUUUUGCACGGCACUGCGGAUGACGAGAAAUCGGCUACCAGUCCAGCUAAGAAACGCAAGAUAAAGGUCGCAGUGAAGCGCUCCAUCUCUAAUGCUGGACUCAAGGUCGCUAAAGGCGCCAAGACUGCCUCCAAGAUUGUGAAGCGCAGCGUAUCAUCCAUCACAGUCAACGCCGAAAACGAUAAAACACCAGCACCAGCCAGUGGUGUCAACAAGACGACUCCUCGACGUGCCGCCACCUCGGCGCUCCUUACUAAGGCCGCCAAAGUCACCAAGAAGACGCCUACCUCCAAGAAGAUUACAAAGGGCAAGGCAGCAGCUGUGUCAGCCCUGGUAGGCGGCAAAAAGCAUACUCCCAAGUUGGCAGCCAAAUCAACAACUGCCAAGAAGUCUACCAGCAAGACAAAGGCCACGAUUGUGGCCGCUGCACAGGCAGAAGAGGCUUCCACGCCCACUGCCUCUCCAAAAGCGAAGAAACCGGCAAAGAAAACUGGCACUGCUACACCGGCAUCACGCAAAAAGGCUGGCAAGGGUGAGGCGGUCCAGAAACGCGAACCUUCACCGCGGACCAGGAAGCCAACCGCAAAGGCCCUCGAGGCCACAACGACAGUUGAGACUGCUGUUUCUGCGCUCAAGCCCAAGGCUGGAUCCGGGAUCUUGAAGUCGGUGCCACGUCGGAAGUCGACAGGCACGCUACUCGGGAAGACUAAGCAAGGGAAAGCAUCAGGCCGACAGUCGACCCUGUCAAAUUUUCUCAAAAAGGCUAGCUCCUCGAACGAUCUGACACAGGAAUAUGAGGUUCCCGACAGCCCCGUGCGUGAGACUCUCAGACCUGCGGCUUCCCGCAUCUCCAAUGUGACAUCACCACCAAGGCCGAGUAGGAAGGCAUUGGAGAUUUCCAGAGCGCUCAACCAGGUUCGCCUCGUCCCCAACGAUGAAUGAUCGAAGUCACACAGGGGAAUACAAUUUGAACUGGUCAUUUUUCUUCUAUUUUACAAGUAGCUGAGUGCGGUGUCUGCGCGCGGACACCUCAGUUUUGCGGCAUGGACUUUGAACGCUAGUUGCUAUUUUACGCCCAUUUUGCAUGCGAACGAGAAUUGGCAGCAUGUUUCUGGGACAGCUGACAAGGUGCUUGUCUUCCAUGGUCUUCUAUCAACAUUGGCCAGUCUGAAGACCUUUGCUGCAUCCGACUAGCUAAUUCUUUAUGCUUUGAGAAGCAUGGCAUCGGGAGGAGGAGGGCAUUAGCCCUGGCAGCACUCUGUAAUCAUUUUUACAUAUAUUUACCACCAUCUACAGAGGACAACAUAAACCAAUCCCCGGAGGACUUGUGAGGAUUGAUGAUAUAGGGAGGGGGCGGGAAUCAUGUAAGAUAACAUCGAGGAGGGAGUUUGGGGAGGAGGGAUGACGGUCGCUUGCGUUUCCUUAACUAUCUCUGAGUUUCUGCUUUUACUACCCACUGUUCCCUUAGCCCAAUUUAUCCAUGUUUUCUUUUCUUUUCUCUUUUCUUUUUGGCCUAGGCGUCUCUGGGUGGGGGAAAGCAUCGACGGGCAGAGUCUUUCAGUGUUAAUACAAUUACAAUCAAUUGUUUAUCCAAACAAACCGAGUGGCGUCGAAUAUCCCGCUUGUCUUCACGUGGCUU